AUGCGUGUUUCGGAAAAAAUUACUGUAAAAUCUGGCAACACUGAUUUGCAGAAAGACGAUGGUUCCGAAAUCGCCAGACUGAUCAAGAAAAGUCUCGAUGAAAAAAGAAAAGCUGAAAUUAAACGUGGCGUCACAUACAAUUCAAAAUUGUUCCGAGCAGUUGUGUAUGAUGAUGCGUACAAGGUCGACGUCAAUGACGCUCCAUCAAUUUGUAAGUCAUUGAACUACGGGAAACCCGCGAAUAUUUACGACCUCGCUCAUUACCAGCUGUUGCUCCCUUAUCUACGUUUACUGAUAGCUGAUGGUUGGACAAAGAUUAACCUUUGGACAGGGAUGGGGUAUAAGAACAAUCAGCUUUUGCUUUCGAGUGGGCGACCAAUCACUAUAGCAACAGAAGUGUGGCGUCCGGGUAAUUGGAGAUCCCAUUCAGCGUGGACAAUUGUUCUUGUCGAUGUCCAAGAAGAUUCAGAAAACAAAGAUCAGGGAAUAUACAAUACAAUACCAUUAGCGUCGUGUUACGGUGUCAUUUGUGAAAUAUAAAACCUGCUCAAAACCAGACAGAACUUCGUUGACGGACUGAAUGAUACAAAGGACAAUAAGAUCUUACGUUUUAUUACUUAUCCAUAUUAAUCCUUUACUAUUAUUACCCGCAUAACCUAUGCCAUGUCUAUUAAAACUUUUUGCUCCGAAAA
Styela clava is the source of this 692-nucleotide messenger RNA. Lineage: Eukaryota; Metazoa; Chordata; Ascidiacea; Stolidobranchia; Styelidae. The record is from RefSeq and is a predicted model, not a curated record.